GUAUCAAUAUACCAGGAAAUAUUCUGACUAUAUAUAAGAGAUUUAUUCCAAUUGUCCUGAACAGUACUUGAAUAAAACUUGAUUCUUUUAGCGGAAAUACAAUGAAGCUACCCAGUGUAGGACAAUUUAUAUACGUCUUCCUUUUUCGGUAUACGAAUCCAGAAGUCAUCACAACUCAUUUUUCUUACCGAGGAUCCACUCCAGAAACAGCCCAAGCAUGUGUUAUAAAAAAUUUUACUUUGCCCGGUGGAUCGGGACAUUUAUGUGCCCCCUAUUGUCACAAUGAUUUUCUUUGUAACGCAUAUGACAUUUGUUUUCUCGAGGGGCAACAUGUGUGUCGGCUCCGCUAUGAAAAAAUGGCAUGGUUUCCUUAUUCUACUCCAGGUUGUGCCUAUUUUGAACUGGUUCAGGAACUCGCCUGCCCUGGGGGAUUCUUUUUACGUUCUAAAGGAGUCUGCAAAAACAAUAACCUGGCCUUAUAUAGCCCUGUUAUGAUGAGCUCUGUUUUUCCCUAUGGCAGCCAUGGUAACGGUAGCCUCGCAGUGAAUGGAGAAGUGAGACCUGACGACAAUGAGUGCACUCAUACUAACAGUGAAUCUCAGCCUUGGCUGACAGUAGAUCUCCUCGACAUGUUUUAUGUCCGACGGGUCGUAUUUGUAAACAGACAAAGUUCGGAGUGGCGUUUGCACGAUUUGAAUGUGACCGUGGGAACAACUAACAUGACCUUCCCCUGUUUCUGUGGAUUUUUUUACGGUCCAGGAACGUCCCACCAGAGAGUGGAGUUGACUUGUGAAGAAAAUUGUACAGGGCGCUUCGUACGUCUACAAAUUACCUCCUCUGAUCCAGAGAUUUUACAGCUUUGUGAAGUUGAAAUCUACAGUGAUUGUGAUAUCUAAUCUCUUGUUACUCAUCUACAGGGAAAUAAUACCUAUGUACAUUUAUACAUCUGUUUAAUAAACCAAAAAUAUCAACGUCUGUUUAAAGCUUAUAAUAAAUCAAAUUGUUCA
This is a messenger RNA of Saccostrea cuccullata (small rock oyster), 1007 nucleotides long. RefSeq lists its product as uncharacterized. The transcript has 4 exons. The record is from RefSeq and is a predicted model, not a curated record. Lineage: Eukaryota; Metazoa; Mollusca; Bivalvia; Ostreida; Ostreidae. The coding region runs from base 102 to 896 and encodes 264 amino acids.